Oryctolagus cuniculus (rabbit) is the source of this 4220-nucleotide messenger RNA. It is a transcript of the gene JPH4, whose product is annotated as junctophilin 4. Gene Ontology annotation, cellular component: plasma membrane; endoplasmic reticulum membrane; junctional membrane complex. NCBI's taxonomy places the organism in Eukaryota, Metazoa, Chordata, Mammalia, Lagomorpha, Leporidae. Gene Ontology annotation, biological process: regulation of synaptic plasticity. The record is from RefSeq and is a predicted model, not a curated record.
GCCCAGUCUCCUCCCCCUGGCUCCUCUCCCUCCCUCCCCCCACCUCACCCCACUCCCUGCCUGCAGGCCAGGGUUUCUCUCCGCCCUGGGGGUCUCAGUGCCUCUCCCUCUGCUCCCUACCUGCCUCCCCUACACUGCAGCUUAGCGGGCACCCAUCCUUUCUGCCUGGGCUUUCCCCCUCCCCAUCUUCUUCAUCUGCCUCCUCCUCUCUCCACCCUCUCCUCUCCUCUCUCUGCCCCUUUAAAUCUGCCUGGUCCAGCCUCCCCCGUGAUGCUGGAAUGGAGCAAACAUUGAUUUGUGCUCGGAUGGAAUCGGAAUUUUGAUUUUUUUUUUCCUCUCCCAACCAUCAGAAGAAAAAAAAAUAAUUAAAAAACACCCCCUCUCGCUAGCCCCCUCCCCCUUCCCAUCCAGCUUCCAGCUCCUCUUGCCUGUCUCCAUCCAAGACAGAUUUUUUUUCCCCUACACUAUUCUCAUCUCCCUCCACCCCUGCCGCUGCCUCGCCCCCCACUCCAUCAGCCUGCUCCUUCAGCUGGAAAGAGCGAGAGAGAGGGGCCUCUCUUCCAACGACUCCCCACCUCCCCUGUCUGGGGUGGAGCGGUCUCUCCGGAAGGGGAGGGGGCUUGGCUUGUCCAGGCGAGGUGGGAGUGGAGGUGUCCAGCCAUGGAUGCUGAGCCCGGGAGGCGGCCUGAGCCUCAGCCCACAGGCCACUCAGGAUGAGGGUCCGGCCCUGCCUGCCCGCGCUGGGGGCCCCCCGCCCAGCCCCGGUCUAAGUGCCCCCGCCCCCAGGCCUCGCCCGGCUCCCAGGCCCCCAGCCGGCUCUCCAGCCCCAGGAUGCGCUGAGCCACCGGGGGGCUGAGGCCGCGCCAACUACAUGCAUGUCCCCCGGGGGCAAGUUCGACUUUGACGACGGGGGCUGCUACGUGGGGGGCUGGGAGGCGGGGCGGGCACAUGGCUACGGCGUGUGCACGGGGCCCGGCGCCCAGGGCGAGUACAGCGGCUGCUGGGCGCACGGCUUCGAGUCACUGGGCGUCUUCACCGGGCCCGGCGGACACAGCUACCAGGGCCACUGGCAGCAGGGCAAGCGCGAAGGGCUGGGCGUGGAGCGCAAGAGCCGCUGGACGUACCGCGGCGAGUGGCUGGGCGGGCUGAAGGGGCGCAGCGGCGUGUGGGAGAGCGUGUCCGGCCUGCGCUACGCCGGGCUCUGGAAGGACGGCUUCCAGGACGGCUACGGCACCGAGACCUACUCCGACGGAGGCACCUACCAGGGCCAGUGGCAGUCCGGCAAGCGCCACGGCUACGGGGUGCGCCAGAGUGUGCCCUACCAUCAGGCGGCGCUGCUGCGUUCGCCCCGACGCACCUCCCUGGACUCCGGCCACAGCGACCCCCCGACGCCGCCCCCGCCUCUGCCCCUGCCGGGCGACGAGGGAGGCAGCCCGGCCUCGGGCUCCAGGGGCGGCUUCGUGCUGGCCGGGCCGGGGGACGCCGACGGCGCGUCCUCCCGAAAGCGCACCCCAGCGGCCGGCGGGUUCUUCCGGCGCUCGUUGCUGCUCAGCGGGCUCCGGGCAGGCGGGCGCCGCAGCUCCCUGGGCAGCAAGCGGGGCUCCCUGCGCAGCGAGGUGAGCAGUGAAGUGGGCAGCACGGGACCCCCGGGCUCCGAGGCCAGCGGGCCGCCGGCCCCAGCGCCGCCCGCCCUCAUCGAGGGCUCUGCCACCGAGGUGUACGCGGGCGAGUGGCGCGCCGAUCGGCGCAGCGGCUACGGCGUGAGCCAGCGCUCCAACGGGCUGCGCUACGAGGGCGAGUGGCUAGGCAACCGGCGGCACGGAUACGGGCGCACCACCCGCCCCGACGGCUCCCGCGAGGAGGGCAAGUACAAGCGCAACCGGCUGGUGCACGGGGGGCGCGUCCGCAGCCUCCUGCCCCUGGCUCUUCGGCGUGGCAAAGUCAAGGAGAAGGUGGACAGGGCUGUCGAGGGCGCGCGUCGAGCCGUGAGCGCAGCCCGCCAGCGCCAGGAGAUCGCCGCUGCCAGGGCCGCCGACGCCCUCCUAAAAGCAGUGGCAGCCAGUAGCGUCGCUGAGAAGGCCGUGGAGGCAGCACGGAUGGCCAAGCUGAUAGCCCAGGACCUGCAACCCAUGCUAGAAGCCCCAGGCCGCAGACCCAGGCAAGACUCAGAAGGUUCCGACACGGAGCCCUUGGAUGAGGACAGCCCCGGGGUGUAUGAGAAUGGACUGACACCCUCAGAGGGCUCCCCCGAACUGCCCAGCAGCCCUACUUCCUCCCGCCAACCCUGGCGACCCCCUGCCUGCCGGAGCCCACUGCCUCCCGGAGGGGACUGGGGUCCCUUCGCCAGCCCCAAAGCGUGGCCCGAGGAGUGGGGGGGCCCAGGGGAGCAGGUGGAGGAACUAGCUGGCUAUGAGGCUGAGGAUGAGGCCGGGAUGCAGGGGCCAGGGCCCAGAGACGGUUCCCCCCUCCUUGGAGGCUGCAGCGACAGCUCAGGAAGUCUUCGAGAGGAGGAAGGGGAAGAUGAAGAGUCCCUGCCCCAGCUGAGGGCUCCAGGAGACUCGGAGCCUGAGCCUGUGGCCACGCCAGUGCUGAAGGGCCCAGCCUCGAGGGGUCCCGCUGCUGGGUGCCUGCUGGAAGAACUCGAGGAGCCGGCUGCCACCGAGAGGCCUGCCCAGCCGGGAGCUGCCAACCCCCUGGUGGUGGGAGCCGUGGCCCUCCUGGACCUCAGCCUGGCGUUCCUGUUCUCCCAGCUCCUCACCUGAGGCUGCUCCCUGGCCCAGUUCUGGCUUCAGUCGCCUGCCUCUUCACCCCGCGACCUGCCUCUCUCUCUCCCGCCUCCUGGUUGUUUUCUCGCCGGUCCGCCCUCCUCCCUUUCUUUUCUCUCAUUCCAUCUCUUGCUUUUUCCUCCCCUCUCUUUGGGAUCCUCUCAUUCCCUCUGUCUUCCUCACCUUCUCUCUCUAGAUUGUUUACAUACGAAGGGCUUUUCUCUCUCAGAGGCGCUCUCCCUCCUGUCUCUGAGACACACAACUCUAAGUCAGACCAUUGCCCCACAUGCUCCCCACCUUUUCUUUAGACCUAAACUUUGCUGAGAAUGGGGGUUUGGUGUCCUGAGGAGUCUCUUGCGAAGGAGGAAGACCACGGGGAAGAGGUGGCUGGGGGGCGGGCCCAGCGUGGCCCAGCCAAGAGCUGGCUGAGCCCCUGAGGCUUCUGGGCUGCCACCUCCCGCCCUGGAGGGCCUGCUCUUCUGUCCACGCACUGAGCUCAGUCCUUGCCUAAGCCCGUCCUUCCCUGGGGGAGACAAGGGGAGAGAGUGCAAAGUACAGGAACUGCCUGGCGGCUCCCUCUUGCUCUCCUCAGCACGGCCAGCCCCUCCUCCAGUCCCCACGUCGGGGUGCCAUACAGAAAGGAACAAGCAACACCCAGGUCCACCACCUCUCAAACUCUGCCCCCGACCCUGUGACCUCGCCCACCCUUCUGUGUCCCCCUAGAAGUUUAUUAUCGGUUGCUUUGGACUCACUUGUGGCCUUUGAUUCAAUUCCUAAGGGGCCUGAAGGAGACACUUCUACAGUAGAGGGUUAGGGGGGCGCAGCAGCCGGGACCCCACUCCCCAACUCCGGCAGUUGUGGUGGCGGUGGGCUUGGCACUUGGGGGGGACUGGAGCAGGCAGGAGAGCGGGCGCUGGGACACAGGGCAGCGGCAGAAGCUGUGGCAGCUGAAGCAGCCUCCCAAUGGGUCCUGUCCCUGCCCCCAUCACACGACCAUCUCGUGAAACAGGAAGACAGGAGGCCAUCAAGGGAAGCCAUCUCUCACACACUCUCCACAGCAGGGCUGAGGCGGGAGGCAGACCCCAGCUGAGAGGUGGGUGUGGGUGGAGAGCCCUGGAGAGGUUGUGGCUGAUCCCCGGGACUAACUCACCCCCAGGGAGCUCUUUCCUCCCUCCCCUGCAUGAGGCAUAGGCAGACUGCCUGCCAACCCCUCCCUCAAGGAAUGGCCUUGCCCGGGAAUGCCCACCACACACCCCCUCUUCUUUUUUUUCUAGUCAAACUGUUUACUCCUUGGCCUGCCUCCCUCCUUCCUCCCCUCUCAACCUUUACUUCUGAUUUCUAUUUCAUGGAAUUUGGGAUUGAAGUUAUACAACAGUGCCGCCAACACCAAGUCUUGCAGGAAAAAAACAAAGAAAUUUAACAAAAAAAUAUAUUAAUAAAAAAGUUCAAAAAAGG